UUUGGUGUUCCUGAGCUCAGUGCCCCCGAGGGAUUUCAUGUCGCACAGGAGAAAGCCUUGAGAGCCACGGAGGUGCUGGUGGAGCAAGCAUGCAGCACCCCGCCUGGGCCCCAGACUGUGCGCAUCUUCGAUGAGCUCUCGGAUGCCCUGUGCAGAGUGGCUGACCUGGCUGACUUUGUGAAGCUCGCUCACCCUGAGCCAUCGUUCCGGGAGGCCGCAGCAGAGGCGUGCAGGAGCAUCGGCACCAUGGUGGAGAAGUUGAACACCAACGUGGAGUUGCAUCAGAGUUUGCAAAAAUUACUCACUGAUAAAAAGCUUAUGGAAUCCCUUGAUCCGGAAACCAGGCGAGUGGCCGAGCUGUUUAUGUUUGAUUUCGAAAUCAGUGGAAUCCAUCUAGACCAAGAAAAGCGUAGAAGAGCAGUGGACCUUAAUGUUAAAAUCUUGGACUUGAGCAGUGCGUUUCUUAUGGGAACCAACUUUCCCAACAAGAUCAAGAAGCACCUCUUACCAGAGCACAUUCACCAUCACUUUCAGGCUGCCGGGGAUCACGUGGUCGUCGACGGUCUCCAUGCAGAAGCACCGGACGACUUGGUGCGAGAAGCUGCUUACAAAGUAUUUCUUUACCCCAAUGCUGCUCAGCUGAAAUGUUUGGAAGAGCUACUCAGAGACAGAGAUCUUCUGGCGAAGCUCGUAGGGUAUCCCACAUUUUCCCACAGGGCUCUCCAAGGAACAAUAGCUCAAACUCCAGAGACUGUCAUGCAGUUCCUUGAGAAACUCUCUGACAAGCUUUCUGAAAGAACUCUAAAGGAUUUUGAGAUGAUUCGAGGGAUGAAAAUGAAGCUAAAUCCUCAAAAUUCUGAGGUGAUGCCGUGGGACCCGCCCUACUACAGUGGUGUGAUUCGUGCGGAGAGGUUUAACAUCGAGCCCAGCCUGUACAGCCCGUUCUUCUCCCUGGGAGCCUGCAUGGACGGCCUGAAUGUCCUGCUGAACCGACUGCUGGGGAUCUCACUCUACGCAGAGCAGCCCGUGCAGGGAGAGGUGUGGUGUGAGGACGUCCGGAAGCUGGCCGUCGUUCAUGAAUUGGAGGGCUUGCUGGGUUACAUUUACUGUGACUUUUUUCAGCGAGCAGACAAACCACAUCAGGACUGUCACUUCACAAUCCGUGGAGGCCGGCUGAAGGAGGGCGGAGAGUACCAGCUCCCGGUUGUGGUGCUUAUGCUGAGUCUCCCCGCUUCCUCCCGGGGCACCCCAACUUUGCUGACACCCGGGAUGAUGGAAAAUCUCUUCCACGAAAUGGGGCAUGCCCUUCAUUCCAUGCUGGGCCGGACUCGCUACCAGCAUGUCACCGGGACCAGGUGUCCCACUGAUUUUGCCGAGGUGCCCUCUAUCCUGAUGGAGUACUUCGCCAAUGAUUAUCGCGUGGUAAACCAGUUUGCAAGACACUAUCAGACCGGGCAGCCACUGCCCAGGCCCAUGGUGUCUCGUCUCUGUGAGUCGAAGAAGGUCUGCGCCGCAGCUGACAUGCAGCUUCAGGUCUUCUACGCCACACUGGAUCAAAUCUACCACGGGAAGCACCCCCUGAGGAGUUCAACCACAGACAUUCUCAAGGAGACUCAGGAGAAAUUUUAUGGCUUGCCAUAUGUUCCGAACACUGCCUGGCAGCUGCGGUUUAGCCACCUGGUGGGCUAUGGUGCCAAGUACUACUCUUACCUGAUGUCCAGGGCCGUGGCGUCCAUGGUGUGGAAGGAGUGUUUUCUACAGGACCCUUUUAACAGGGCCGCCGGGGAGCGCUACCGCCGGGAGAUGCUGGCCCAUGGCGGGGGAAGGGAACCCAUGCUCAUGGUGGAAGGCAUGCUUCAGAGGUGUCCUUCUGUGGAUGACUUUGUGAGCGCCCUCGUUUCUGACUUGGAUCUGGACUUUGAGACUUUCCUCAUGGAUUCCGAAUGACAGAACAUCCUGCGGCUUUGACACCAAGCCUGACGGCUGGGGAGCCUCGUUUGCUUUCAGUGUUCACUUCUGUAAUAACUUCUGAGAAACUUGAAACUCUGGGAACUUGGAAUAAACAAUUUGUCUUAAU
Molecule: messenger RNA, 2077 nt
Organism: Carlito syrichta (Philippine tarsier)
Lineage: Eukaryota; Metazoa; Chordata; Mammalia; Primates; Tarsiidae
Gene: MIPEP
Product: mitochondrial intermediate peptidase
Exons: 18
Coding region: 247-1947 (566 amino acids)
Biological process (GO): peptide metabolic process
Cellular component (GO): mitochondrion
Molecular function (GO): metalloendopeptidase activity
Source: RefSeq, a predicted model, not a curated record